Nilaparvata lugens (brown planthopper) is the source of this 2357-nucleotide messenger RNA. RefSeq lists its product as uncharacterized. NCBI's taxonomy places the organism in Eukaryota, Metazoa, Arthropoda, Insecta, Hemiptera, Delphacidae. The transcript is spliced from 8 exons. Bases 242 to 2194 code for a protein of 650 amino acids. The record is from RefSeq and is a predicted model, not a curated record.
CAGAGCUGCGCUCCAUUCAACGUGGUAGAAUUAGUACAUAAACUGAACAGAGACGGUGAACUGUGAACAUCCACCUUACUUUUUGAGGAUUCCGUUGAAUAAGCGAAAACGCGCCGGUAAAAAUGGUGUAGCCUAAUGUUGUACAAUCGAAAAUGUGCUGAACAGCUGUGUCAAGUGAAAAAGAAGGUGCACUGUAUUGUUCAACAGGUUUAUUAUUUAGAACGAGCUGGUGUUUCGUCAUAUGACCCAGAAGGCCAAUGGUGUUGAGAUCGGCUACAUCAAAUUGCACGGAAAUGCAAUCCCCACGUCAGCGAACAUGCCCAGGACCAAGCUCCGCUAUUUGCUGAUAUUCCUCACUGCUGUCGUAAUUGUGACGAUCCACCAUGGGCAGAAAUACUUACUACGGCCAAGACUUGAGUCUAUGGUUCAUUACCAUAAGGACAUUUAUGCUGAUUCAAGAGAUCCUGAGGUUGCUUGUCACUACCCAAUUCUCCAACCCUUCGAGCCUUCCAUAUUACCACAUGUCAAAGUUGCAGACCCGAUCAGAUGUUUCUCUCGCACCCUUGUGCUGACACUGGUUGACAAGCGAGGUCACCUGUUGUACAACAGGACAGCCCUCGUGGAGGCCGGAUACGAUGUCAAUGCAUCCAGUUUGCAAUGCGUCUACCAGGCGAUCACUCGCGCCCCAGACGACGACUUUAACGUGGUAUAUGGAGAGGAAGCGCAGAUGACAGGUGACGAUCAGCUGACUCCCGAAUUCCAACACAAUCAGCUGAUAAUCAACCAAUCGGAGAGCUUUCUGCCCUGCCGGCUCGUCCACCACUAUCAGAAUGACAAAGAACUGGGAGUCGCUGUGAUUGGAUUAGAUUCCAUGUCAAGACUGAAUUUUAUGCGACAACUUUCAAUUUCCUAUAAGUUCAUCACUGAGACUGUCGGAGGAAAUGUACUGCUCGGGUUCAACAAGGUUGGAGAAAAUACAUUUCCGAAUGUAAUUCCUAUGCUCACCGGCUACCCGGCGCCACCAUCGCAUUUCGAUAAUUUCAAGGGUUGGCCCUUCAUCUGGGACCUCUUCAAGGAAGCAGGGGCGGCCACGAUGUACUCCGAGGAUCUUCCAGAGUUCAACAUGUUCGACUACCUCUACACGGGUAUCCUGAGCCAGCCAACUCUCCACUACAUGCGUACUUACUGGCUGGCAGUCGAGAACUCCAUACUUUACAAAACUAGCUCUUCCUUCUGUCUUGGACCUCAGCCGAAGCACCUCAUUUUCUUCGAAUACCUCAAGUCGUUCCUUGAAGUCUACAAGGACUCACCAGUGUUCCUAUUCUCUCUGUUCAACGAAGUUAGUCAUGAUUACGUCAACACUGUUGGUGCAAUCGACGACGACUUCUACACAUUUCUAGAACGUUGCUACAGAGAGAACCUGUUCAACCGAACAGUGACCCUGGUCCUGGGAGACCACGGCAACAGAAUAGACGGCAUCCGGCGCACAGAUGUGGGACGCAUAGAAGAUAUGAUGCCAAUGGUCAGCAUAAUUCUCCCACCCUGGGUGGACACCGUCUAUCCAAAAUGGCGACCAGCCCUCAGAGAAAACAUGCGCCGCUUCACUAGCACCUUCGAUCUACACGCCACAUUCGAACAUGUCCUGUCCACACUGGAGAGCUCCAAAACGGUGCCAAGGAAUCUGGGAUUUGAGAAGAUGAGUGAGUAUAACAGGCGACACUUCAACGGCAGCAGGAGAGGUGUCUCGCUGUUCGAACCCGUUCCGAAAACACGUGACUGUGAUGACGUAGGUGUGCCCGAGUACUUCUGUGUCUGCGAGAAAAAUGAACAGAAAGUCAGCAACGAGGACCCCCGAGGUAUUGCGGCGGCUCAGACCAUGGUCGAUCAUUUCAACAAUGUUCUACUCGCCAAACAUAAAUCCCAGUGCGCGGAGCAAAAGCUGCAGUCAGUGGAGCGAGCUGUUAUCAUCAAGAAGAAUGAGCAAAACUUCAAAGUUCGGGUAAGGUUCAGGACAGAACCGGGUAAUGGUGUGUUCGAAGCCACUGUUGAUGGGUAUAAUAAGUUGGGUGAAAUGGUGUAUAGAACCAAUGGUGAGGUGUUCAGGAUAAACCGUUACGGUGAUCAAGCCAACUGCUUAGCCAAAGAGUUUAGAGCUAAUUCUACGAUUAUACGUGGAAUAUGUUUCUGUUUAUAAUGUGCGCUGGUCAGUCAAAAAUCUGUCUAAAAGAGUUUAGAGCUAAUUCUAUGAUUAUACGUGGAAUAUGUUUUUGUUUAUAAUGUGUGCUGGUCUGUCAAAAAAAUUCUGUCCAACUUAAAAGAGUUUAGAGCUAAUUCUACGAUUAUACGUGGAAUAUGUU